This is a messenger RNA of Eruca vesicaria subsp. sativa (arugula), 390 nucleotides long. The record is from the annotation of a GenBank genome assembly. NCBI's taxonomy places the organism in Eukaryota, Viridiplantae, Streptophyta, Magnoliopsida, Brassicales, Brassicaceae.
AUGUCAGAAAGUGAUGAAGUUGCUCAACCUAUGGUGGUCUCAAAGAGAGAAGUGGACGACCAAAUGAAAUCUAUGAUGAAGGAUUUUGAGGGAGAUGCUGAUAAGAACAGUUGGGUUAAUUUCCAACAACGUGUAGACAAAGCACCUGAACAAGUUGUAAGAUAUUGCAGAAGCUCUGAAGCAAAGCCCCUUUGGCCAAUAGCAAGUGGACGAGUCUCUAAAUCUGAGAUCCCCAAUUGCAAAUCUUGUGGUGGUCCUCGUUGUUUUGAGUUUCAGGUAAUGCCGCAGCUACUGUUCUUCUUCGGAGGGAGCAACGAGAGGGAAUCACUUGAUUGGGCAACAAUCGUUGUGUACACGUGUGAGAACUCGUGCGAAUCGAGUUUGAGUUAG